Molecule: messenger RNA, 1383 nt
Organism: Andrographis paniculata
Lineage: Eukaryota; Viridiplantae; Streptophyta; Magnoliopsida; Lamiales; Acanthaceae
Product: serine carboxypeptidase-like 48
Exons: 8
Coding region: 229-1383 (384 amino acids)
Biological process (GO): proteolysis
Cellular component (GO): vacuole
Molecular function (GO): serine-type carboxypeptidase activity
Source: RefSeq, a predicted model, not a curated record
AAAUCGGAAAGGUUAAUAAAAGGGUUUAAUCUUUCUCCUACUCGGGACAUAAAUAUCGUCGAAAAUGAUCCUUUGUUUGCUGCACCCGAACUGGUGGAAAAGAGUUUUCGAUUUCCAGGAUUGAGUGAUUAUCGAACUUAUGCCGAUGCUACAAAUGGAACCCCAAGUAUUCAAGAUUUUGGUCAUCAUGCUGGAUAUUUCAGUCUUCCAAACACAAAAGCUGCUAGGAUGUUUUAUUAUUUCUUCGAAUCAAGAAGUAGCAGAAAAGAUGCACCAGUUGUGGUGUGGUUAACUGGAGGGCCAGGAUGCAGUGGCUCUCUAGCUUUGUUCUACGAGAAUGGGCCAUUUAAAUUGACAGAUGACUUGUCUCUUAAAUGGAAUGAUUUUGGUUGGGAUAAAGAAUCCAAUCUUAUAUAUAUAGACCAGCCAACAGGAACUGGUUUCAGCUAUUCUACAUCCGAAUCCGACAUUCGAGCAACCUCAGAGGAAGCCGCUGUCGAUUUCUAUGACUUUUUACAGGCCUUCUUCAAAAAACAUCCCGAGUAUGCGAAGAAUGACUUCUUCAUCACCGGAGAGUCGUAUGCCGGACAUUACAUUCCUGCUUUUGCCAAUGAGGUUCAAAAAAGAAACAAACUCAAACAAGGGAUUCAAAUCAACUUGAAGGGGAUCGCCAUUGGAAACGGCCUUACAAAUCCGGUGAUCCAAUAUAAAGCAGAUCGUGAUUAUGCCUUGAGCACGAAAAUUAUCGACAAGUCUGAAUACAAUGACCUGAGUAGUUCAGCUUCGGAAUGUCAACAAGCAGCCCAAGCUUGCGCAAGCAAGAACAGUUCAUCAGCAUGUACUGAUGCUUACAGCACUUGCAACUCAUAUUUCAGCAGUAUUUUGGACGCCGCCGGUGGUGAUAUAAAUUACUACGACAUUCGCAAGAAAUGCGAAGGCUCAUUGUGCUACGACUUCUCAAAUGUGGAAAAGUUUCUCAACCAAAAGAAUGUCAAGGAUGCUUUAGGUGUUAAAAACAUCGAAUAUGUUUCUUGCAGCAGCGCAGUUCAAACAGCGAUGGCUGGUGACGAGUUGAAAAACUUCGCGGUCUACAUUCCUCCAUUGCUCCAAAAUGGAGUAAAGGUUUUAUUAUACGCCGGCGAAUUCGAUCUCAUUUGCAAUUGGCUAGGAAAUUCAAGAUGGGUAGAAGACUUGAAAUGGCCCGGAUAUUCAACCGCGCCAUCUACUGAUUUUAUAGUCGAUAAUAAGAAAUGUGGAUUGACUAAAGGCAAAGGACCUCUCACAUUCUUGAAGGUCUUCGGCGCCGGUCACUUGGUCCCGAUGGAUCAACCAAAAGCCUCACUGGAAAUGCUUAGCCGAUGGAUACAAGGGAAGCCUCUGUGA